CAAAGUAUGAUGAACAAUGGCGCCGCCCUAUAGAAAACAGUGUAAAAUAAUUCUGUUAUUAUUUAUAUUUUAUUUAAGUGAUACUGGAGGUCAAUACGAUGAAUACACAAGGUACUCUAAUGGAUAUCAACAGAACCUUCCUAAUUCGUAUGACGAAUUUGGCCCACGACCACCGUAUAUUCCCAAUAAUCCAGAGUAUGAUCAGAGUUCCACAUAUUUAUAUAAAGGGAGAAGAUAUGGACAGAAUUAUAACUCAAACUAUUACGGCCAAAGGCCAGGAGAUCCUAGAAUAAGAGGACAGGAUAAUAGGUUUUCAUAUGAUAGGACUGGAAUUGCAGAACCUAAUUUACCAGGAAUUCUAGGAGGCUGGCGAGAAGAUCUACAAGGUAAAAGAAGAGACCAAACUAGGGAAAAACUAAGGGAUGUAUUUGUUGAAACACUUUAUGGAAACAUUCAAGGUUUUCAAGUUUACCUUUUUGACAAUCCUGAUCCAGAAUCCUUAUAUAGACCAGGCUCAGAAUUCAUUGAAAGACAGCAAGGCGUUGCAAGUGUCUUUUUAGGAAUUCCAUAUGCCCAACCACCUGUUCUCGAAGGUAGAUUUAAGCCUCCAAGACUUCAUAAAAGCUGGCAAUUAAUGCAAGCAGUGGAUUUUGGUCCAGCAUGUCCACAACCAGCUAGAUACACAGGUGCUACUUUAGGAAUACGAGAUGUUGAUGAGGAUUGCUUAUACCUUAAUAUUUUUACACCUGACAUGACAGAAGGAACUGGACAUAAAUAUCCAGUAAUGAUCUAUAUCCAUGGAGGUGACUUCAUUCAUGGAGCUUCUAACACCUUUCCUGGUCACAUCAUGGCUACCUUCUACAAAGUUGUGGUUGUUUCAUUUAAUUACAGACUAGGAGCUUUAGGAUUUUUGAGUACAGGUGAUGUUAAUUCUCCUGGAAAUUAUGGAAUACUGGAUCAAGCAAUGGCUAUAAAAUGGGUCUAUGACAAUGCAGAACAUUUUAAUGGUGAUCGAGAUAGUAUAACACUAUUUGGACCUGGUGCUGGAGCUGCUUCUGCUGGGUUGCUGAUGGUUGCUCCCCAAACAAGUCAUAUUGUUACUAAAGUAAUUGCACAGAGUGGUUCGGCAGUUGCAGAUUGGGCAAUGAUAUUUGACAGAUACAGAGCUCAGAAUACUAGUAGAGUUUUUGGAAGACAAAUUGGAUGUAGUAUAGAAUCAUCAUGGAAAUUGGUAAAUUGUCUCAAAAAUUCUAGAAGUGCGUUUGAAAUAGGUAAUGCUGAAUUCCCACCUGAGGUAGGCCUUUUCCCUUGGGCACCUGUCAUAGAAAUGAAUGUGACAGUGCCAGACUAUGAAGGAUGGGAUAGAAAAGAUUGGCAUUUUAUCAGUGACAGUGUUGAAAAUUUGAUAAAAAAGAGGUCGUUUAACCAAGGAUUGCGUUAUAUGUCAAGUGUUACCUUACAAGAAGCAGCUGGAUUUAUAACUUCCAACAAAACAUUGGAGCCCAAUUUCAGGAUAAGUCAAGAGUUUUUUGAUCAAAAAGUAAGAGAGCUGGUUUUACGGUACAACUACACAUUAAAUCCCAAUGGAAUAUUCGACGCAAUAAAGUACAUGUAUACUUAUUGGCCAGAUCCAGAUAAUGUUACUCAUAUAAGAAAUGAAUAUAUACAGUUACUUUCUGACUUUUUAUAUACUGCUCCAAAUGAUAAAAUGGUAAAACUAUUGAUUGAACAAAAUGUCCCAGUGUAUAUGUACGUUUUGAAUACUACGGUGGAAUCAUUUAACCUUUCAGAAUGGAGAAAAGUUCCCCAUGAUAUUGAACACUAUCUUUUAUGUGGAGCACCAUUCUUAGAUGUUGAAAUGUUACCUUCAGGAGAACGAUUUGUCCGUGAUCAGUGGACUAGAAACGACAGAAAUAUGAGUCACUUCUUCAUGAAGGCAUAUUCUGAUUUUGCUAGAUAUGGAAAUCCUACUCAUACUCAAAUUUUAGGACUACAUUUUGAAGAAUCUAAACAUGGGCAGCUAAAAUAUCUAAAUUUGAAUACAACUUAUAAUUCUUCGAUAAUGUGGAACUUCCGACAGACAGAAUCAGCCUUCUGGUCUCAAUAUAUUCCUACUUUAGUGGGCCAUCUUGUACCUACUUAUCCUCCUACAACUGAGUUUUGGUGGGAACCAAGAGCACCGUUGCAGAUAGCAUUCUGGAGUGUUUCAGGAGCUUGCUUGCUGUUAAUUGUUCUUCUUGUCAUUUGCUGUAUUUUAUGGAGGAACGCAAAGAGGUCAUCAGACAGAUACUACAACCCCUAUCUUUACACUGACAAUGACACAGACAACGAUGGCAUCGAGAACAACCGCAGUCCUGAAGUGAAUGAGUACAUAGAGAAAUAUGGUACUCGCAUAAUACCUCCCCGUUCCAACAGCGAGUCUUCAUUCCACAGUGUUUCUAUGAAAGAGAUGCAAGGAUUUGUGAAUAGCAACCCUAAUGUAGAGUCUCGUCCUCCUAGACAAGGUACGCCCACUGUACCGGUUAAACGGAAAAAACCAUCUGAGUUCCCUCCAAGCAUUCCUCAAACAGACGUUUAGAAAAGUUGUACUUUGAUUUCAAAAAGCUUUGAAAUUUGGGCAAUAUUUAAAUAUUCAAUCAUUUAUAAUCUUCACGGUACAAAAACAAGGUCAAUAGAGAGUUUUUAGACUCUCUACUUUUUGACGUACGUUAAACGUAAAAUGUUUUACUUCUCAUACGCAUUGAGUAAUAAAUAAGGGAUAACGUUUUUACUGUAAACCGUUUUUGAAUCCUUUCAGAAACUACGGACACAGAUUAACGUUAAUUGACAUUUGACAAACGUAACAUAUAAAACAAUAGUUGUGUGCUAUAACCUAUUUUAUUUGAAUUAUUUGCCAUAAUCGAAGAAAAUAUUGAAAAUUUAUUAAGACGACGAAGACACAAGGAACUAAUAGAUCACAAUUUGAUAAAGGUUUAAUUCGUCAUAAUAUUUCUGAUCCUUUUUUAAGUGAUGUAAUUUAGAAUUAUUCUAACAGGGUUUUUUUUUAAUUAAUUUGAUGACUUUGGUAGGGACCAAUUAGCCAGACAAUCUAACAGGGUUGCCAAGCAGAUUAUAUUACCUGUUUAUUAAUUGAUCGUUUUUAAGAAAAACAAAUUUUGACUACAGUUUUAUAGAUCAUUACUAUAUUUUUAAUUUUAGUUUUCUUACGUAAGUAAUACGUUAUUUUUCUGUUAAUGCGCAUGAGCAGAAUAACGUUUAACGUUAUUGAAAUAAGGGGCUUAAAGACUCUAAUAGCAACAUCGUUUUAAACGUUUUGGCGAACGUUACGUGAAAAUAUGUUAUCUACUAAUAUUUAAUGGGAAUAAGUCACAAUUUUAAGUAAAAAUUAGUUAUACAUGGUUUCUGAGGUGGACAACAAAAUCUCAACUCUAACGUAUUUUCAAUUAAAAUUGUGCUUAUUCCAAUUAAAUACGGUAUAUAACAGAAAUGCGGCAAGGAAAUAGCUUCAAGAUUCAAGACCAAAGUUAAAAUAAGUAUUAGAAAGGGUUUAUACAACCCUCGUGUUAAGUUGGUAGAUUGCCAUGAUACGUUGCAGGGUUGGUAUGUCGAGUUGAAACACUGACUCUAACUUAUAACUUUAUUUAUGAUUUACAACAUCCAUCAACAUGAGGUUACUAAGAUGUUGUUUCGCGGGGUAGUCCUUCAGGACACCCUUCUCGCAGGACGGCUCACUAGCAUAGUAACGAUCUUAAUCUUACUAUGAAUAAUGACAAUACUAUAAUCCUCAAUUUAAUCCCUCUGUGGGCUAUUUAUCUCUUCUUCUAACUCGGACUUUGGAAGUAAACUAUACGUGAGUAUCUGCGAGGUUACACAAACAAACUUCGUCAAUCAACCUUCGUUUUGUUUGUGUAUGUAGAAACAAUAUCUUUUGUAACAACCUAAAUUACUUAAAAUUAUAUACAUUUUUUCGAUACAUAUUAUAUUAUACAGUAAGGGUUUUUUCCCUUACUGUACACGCGGCUAAGAUCAAUCGCACUUCAGUUUAUUCUUGUCCUUUCUGUAUACAGUGUGGAAGGCACUUACGGAAUAAAAUUAUGUGUGUCUUUGUUUCAAAAAAUUAUAAAAAUCGCUGAGAGCCAUCGAUUUUUAUAUAAAUGUGCACUUUUUAAACAUAAAUUUAAAUGUACAGGGUGAUUCAUGCAAGCCUAGCAGAGACCGUAAGGUUUAUUUUUAAUGGAGCACCCUGUAUAUUUUUAUAAUUUUUAAAAGCUGCUGAACAACCUGAUUUUAACGAACUAUAUCAUGUAUAUAGGUAUAUUAUGAAUAAUACAGGGUGAAAUUUUUAAAUUAUAAAAUAUGGAAACCACUUAUGGAAUAAAAUUGUUUGUGUCCUUAUUUUAGAAAAUUAUAAAAAAUCCUAUGACACGUCAACUUUUAAAUUCAAAUGAGCGAUUUAUCAAUAUAAAUUUAAAUAUACAGGGUGAUUCACGCAAGUAUGACACAGUCCAUGAUUUUUAGUUUUGAUGAAUCACCCUCUAUAUUGUUAUGUUCUUAGAAGCUACUUAACAACCUCAUCUCAAAAAAGUAUAUUAUGUAGGGUCUCUUAUGAAUCAUACAAGGUGAAAUUAGACAUUAAAUAUUCAAAAUCAAAUAUUUUGAUACUUAAUUUAGAAAAAUUUUGUAUUUAGCUAAUUUAAAAAAUAAUACUACGAUUUAAAGUAAGAUAAAUUAUUAAUUUCAAACAUAAAAAUAUACAGGGUGUUUCAUUAAAAUUAAAGAUCAUGAACUAUGCUAGACUUGCAUGAAUCACCCUGUAUAUUUAAAUUUAUGUUUAAAUAGUGCACACUUGAAUUUCAAAGUUGACGAAUCCUAGUGUUUUUUAUAAUUUUUUAAACUAAGGACACAAACAAUUUUAUGCCAUAAGUGGUUUCCAUACAUUAAAAUUUAAAAAUUUCACCCUGUAUUAUUCAUAAUAUACUCUACAUGAUGUAGUUCGUUGAAAUCAGGUUGUUCAGCAGUUUUUAAAAGUGUAAAAACAUAUAGGGUGUUCCAUUAAAAAUAAAGCUUGUAGACUAUGCUAGGCUUGCGUGAAUUACCCUGUUUAAUUAAAUUUAUGUUUAAAAAGCGCAUAUUUAUAUAUAAAAAUCGACGGGUCUCAGCGUUUUUUAUAAUUUUUUAAAACAAAGACAGAAAUAAUUUGAUUCCAUAAGUGCCUUCCACCCUAUACCGGGUGUCCACUUAUAUUUUCCCCCAUUUUAACUGCCUAUAACUUCUAAACGGCUCAAGAUAGAAAUAUGCGGUUUUCGCAGAAAUGUUUUAUUUUAGUAAAAGUUUUGUUUACCCUGUGAUACGCCUGAUUUAAUGGGAAACUAUGUGGAAGUUGCUGUGUUAUAUUUUACUUUGGAACUAGCGAUCUUCAAUGUAGGAUUUCAUAAUUAAGUAGUAGGAGGUUGGAAGAAUGAUUUUGAGUUUGUAGGAGUAGGAGGUUGUAUAAGUGUCCAGUAUGCCAUACUCUAUCAAAUGCCUUUUCUACAACCACGAAUGCCGCUGUGCAAUAUUUUUUUCCUCAAUAGCGGUAAGGAUUUUUGUUAUAUGUAAUUCUAUGAGUCUGUCGUGUCGUGGAGUGUCUCUCUCUAAAACCAAACUGGUGUAUGGGUAUUUCUACAUCUAGGUUAAAGUCCUUCUUCAGUCUAUCAAGUAUUGAUGAGAUUUCGAAGAUUUUGAACAUUGUCGACCAAUCGAUAGGAUGAUGUUAUAUUGGAGGUGUGCCCGGUUUGUGAAUCAUUAUUAUUUGCGCAAAUUUCCAAGUGAUUGGAAAAUAUGUCAGUCUGAAUGCACUAUUAUGUGUUGUAGUUAACAUGGCUUAUCUGAAGAUUUUUCAGUAUUAAUCCAGAUCAGGAUAUAGUAACGUCAUAUAUUUAUUUCGGGGAGCCCAUUCCAUAAAUAUAUUGUAAUACGAAAACCAUACAAAUGGAUUUUUAGUACGUAAUAUCUUGCACAAACCAUUUCUAUUGUUCUGAAGCUAUUUUCUUGGCAUUUUAAUGUUAUUUACAAUCUUUAAUGGGAAAUAACCACAGUUUCAACUGAAAAUACUUUUAUUUUGACGUUUCAAUUUCUACUCCGGAACUAGGAAGUGGUAUUAUGGUUAAUUCCCAUUAUAUGUAGUAAAGACAAAAUUUUUGUAAUUAGAUUUCUAGAAAACUAUGUAAUUUGUACAUAAACACAUUUUAUACUUAUACCAGCCAAAGCCUAUAAUUUUCGAAACUCUAAUGUCAGUUGAACAAGGAAAAUACAGCCCUCAUUUCUUAUAGUAGAAGAAAAUACCCAGUGAUAGAGAAAACAAGAGGACAUUUGUAUAUUGUGUGUUAUUGAUUUGUGUAAAGAACUGUUCGGCAGUAAAUGUGGAAUGUGAUCACAAUUUUUUAAUUAGCUAAUCCUGAAAAGUCGAAUUACAGAAAUAAACAGCUUUCUAUUAUUAAUUUCCGUGUCAAGGAAAACCACCCACAAAGUUUAAGAAAUAUUUUAUCUUUUUACUUUUUUUUCUUACUUAUAUCACAUUAAAACUAUUGUGUAUUGAGUAACGCGUACGGGAUGCAAUAAAACACCUAAAAAAUAAUAAAUCUCCAGGAAGUGAUGGUAUACCCGCGGAACUUAAUAAAUAUGGAGGUGCUACUCUGGCUAAUGAAAUAUAUAAAGUAAUACUGAGAGCCUGGAAUGAGGAACAAAUCCCGGAAGAGUGGUGUAUUGGAAUCAUUUUCCCGCUACACAAAAAGGGUGAUCAAUUAGAAUGUAGAAACAUAGGGAAAUAACCCUCCUUAAUACAGCUUACAAAAUCAAAGUGGUUUUAGGCGUGGUCGAUCAACAACAGACCAGAUCUUUGUGCUAAGGCAAAUACUGGAAAAAAACAUUGAAUUCAAUAUCGACACAUACCAUCUUUUCGUAGAUUUUAAAUCGGCCUAUGAUAGUGUCCUAAGAAAUAAAUUGUAUGAAGCCAUGGAUGAAUUCCACAUCCCUGAUAAACUGAUAAGAUUGGUUAAG
Diabrotica virgifera virgifera (western corn rootworm) is the source of this 7038-nucleotide messenger RNA. It is a transcript of the gene Gli, whose product is annotated as neuroligin-like protein glit-1. Lineage: Eukaryota; Metazoa; Arthropoda; Insecta; Coleoptera; Chrysomelidae. The transcript has 9 exons. The record is from RefSeq and is a predicted model, not a curated record. Bases 17 to 2578 code for a protein of 853 amino acids. Gene Ontology annotation, cellular component: septate junction; cell surface; tricellular tight junction.